GUCAGUCUCAUUCACAGUUGGACCGUAGUCAAUGUGUGGUAUAUGUGUGUGUCUUUUAGGCCACUAUAAGCGUGAUGCUUUUACACUUUUCGCUUCUGGUUCGAGUAGUUAUUAUUAGUUCGUUUCUCGUGCAGUGAGUUGGUACUAAAUGAAUCAAGCGGAAAGCAUCGAGAACGAUAAAAGGGAAGAAAAAUUACACAUCAAAACGAUAUCGUUUGAACGAUUUUAUUGGCAAAAUUUGAAAUGAAUUUAUUUUAAAUAAGUAACAAGUGCAUUCAUUUAACGGAAUCAUUUGCGAAAUAUACAAAGUUCAAGUGUUGUGUGAUCACACUGUGUGUUUUCGUUUUAUGCCAGUUUCACAAUUAUUCGCAAUUGCAUUGUUGCGAACGAAAAGAGAGAAAGAAAAAAAAACUAACGAAGAAUAUUCAUUAGUUUUGCAUUCCGAGAAAUGAAAAUGAAUAGUUCCUAUUAAAUAAUUCUAUCGAAUAAUCGACAGAGAAAAAAACUGCGACAAAUUAUUAGCUCUAGUAAUUGCAAUCAUCAAAAUAAUUACAACAUUGUGCAUGACAACAAGUUCAAUAAGUUUUGUGCAUCAUAAAAGUAUUUAAAGAUUUUUCAAGAGCCAAUACAAACGACACAAUCUCACACACAAAAACGAAGGAAGCCAAAAUGAGCGACCACGAUUUCAAACUAAAUGUGGACAGUUUAAUCGACAGACUGUUAGAAGUUUUACAUCCACGCACAGCGGAACAACAUCCGGCCAAGAAAAAAGGAAUCAAAGAAUUCUUUUCACCUGAUUUCGUUAAAAAAUGCCGACCGGGAAAAAGCGUUCAAAUGACCGAACAGGAAGUUCGAGGUUUAUGCUUGAAAUCACGUGAAAUAUUCUUGCAGCAACCAAUACUCUUGGAACUUGAAGCACCACUCAGCAUUUGUGGCGAUAUUCAUGGUCAAUUCACUGAUUUAUUGCGAUUAUUCGAGUAUGGCGGAUAUCCUCCAACAAACUAUCUGUUCUUGGGCGACUACGUAGAUAGAGGCAAACAAUCGCUGGAAACAAUAUGCUUGUUGCUUGCCUACAAAAUCAAAUAUCCGGAAAAUUUCUUCUUAUUGCGUGGCAACCAUGAAUGCGCUAGCAUCAAUCGAAUUUAUGGUUUCUUUGACGAAUGCAAACGACGCUACAACAUCAAAUUGUGGAAGACAUUUACAGAUUGCUUCAAUUGUUUGCCAAUCGCUGCUAUUAUCGAUGAGAAAAUUUUCUGUUGUCACGGCGGCUUGAGUCCGGACUUGCAAGACAUGGAGCAAAUUCGACGGAUUGUUCGGCCAACAGACGUGCCAGACACAGGCCUAUUGUGCGAUCUUCUAUGGAGUGACCCAGACAAAGAAGUCAAGGAUUGGGGUGAAAAUGAUCGGGGUGUAAGUUUCACCUUCGGUGCUGAUGUCGUGUCGAGAUUUUUGCGAAUGCAUGACCUGGAGCUGAUAUGUCGUGGCCAUCAAGUGGUCGAAGAUGGUUACGAAUUCUUUGCCAAGCGUCAACUGGUGACGUUGUUCUCAGCUCCAAAUUACUGUGGUGAAUUUGACAAUGCAGGCGGUAUGAUGACGGUCGAUGAAUCAUUACUGUGUUCCUUCCAGAUUUUGAAACCAUCAGAAAAGAAAGCGAAAUAUCAGUACAAUUCGAUAAAUAAUACAAGCCGGACCAACUACCCGAAAUAAAUAAGCGCUUGAGCAAAAAAUUAAAAA
Messenger RNA from Contarinia nasturtii (swede midge), 1734 nucleotides. RefSeq names its product serine/threonine-protein phosphatase PP1-beta catalytic subunit-like. Lineage: Eukaryota; Metazoa; Arthropoda; Insecta; Diptera; Cecidomyiidae. Bases 670 to 1707 code for a protein of 345 amino acids. The record is from RefSeq and is a predicted model, not a curated record. Gene Ontology annotation, cellular component: cytoplasm; nucleus. Gene Ontology annotation, molecular function: protein serine/threonine phosphatase activity. The transcript is spliced from 7 exons.